Menidia menidia (Atlantic silverside) is the source of this 438-nucleotide messenger RNA. The record is from the annotation of a GenBank genome assembly. NCBI's taxonomy places the organism in Eukaryota, Metazoa, Chordata, Actinopteri, Atheriniformes, Atherinopsidae.
CUGCAGGUCUACGCGGAGGCGCUCCACUACAACGUGACCCCGCUGGUGAAACAUCUGGAGGAAACCCCCCAGAUGUUCGGGGAGCUGGUGGGGAGGCAGCAGUUCCUGUCCAGAGUCCCCCGAUACAAAGAGAACAUCCAGGUCCUGAUCCGGGUGGCGCGGGCGGAGGCGGUGGCGGCGCGGAGCUCCUCCGUGCUUAUCUGCGUUCUGCGGACGGAGGAGGAGGAGCGGGGGCUCUGCCACGGCGCCGGGCGGGAGGCGGCGGUGACCUUUGGCCCCUGGACGGCGCCGCCAUCGGCCGCUGACCUGCUGGACUGCGUGCGGAUGGACAUCCAGAGCCGCGGGUACACGGUCAGCCUGGAGCCACACCCCCCCGGUGGGGGCCCGUUCUCCAGGAGCUGCCCCUGCUUCCACACACUCACCUUCACCUGGUGGUGA